This is a messenger RNA of Nerophis lumbriciformis (worm pipefish), 720 nucleotides long. NCBI's taxonomy places the organism in Eukaryota, Metazoa, Chordata, Actinopteri, Syngnathiformes, Syngnathidae. The record is from RefSeq and is a predicted model, not a curated record.
AUGAGUAUGUAUGCCCCGCCGGGUACGAGCGUUCCCGGAGGCCGGAGAAGGAGAGGAGGCACCCCGUUGCCCAAGCAGCCAGAGCGGAGUCUUGUCUCUGCGUUGCCCGGGGCCCUUUCCAUAACCGCCCUAUGCACGGCUUUGGCUGAACCGGCUUGGCUCCGUGUUCACGGGGGCAAAUGCCCCAGACAAGAGUUGGGGGUGGCGGACGUCCUAGGCUACAUUGAUCCCAAGCUCCUGCACGAUUUCUGCGUGAACUCGCAGACUAUAUUGCUGCUGCGAGUUAUCGCAGCCUUCUGUUUUUUGGGCAUCUUUUGCAGCCUGACCGCAUUCCUCUUGGAUGUGUUUGGACCCAAAUACCCUGCCCUUAAGAUUACACGGAGAUAUGCUUUUGCACAUAUCCUCACAGUUCUCCAGUGCGCCACAGUCAUUGGCUUCUGCUACUGGGCUUCGGAGCUGAUUUUGUCGCUACAGCAACAGCACAAAAAGUACCACGGCUCCAUGGUGUACGUCACUUUCGCCAUUAGCUUCUACCUAGUGGCGGGGGCCGGCGGGGCUUCCAUCCUGGCCACGGCCGCCAACCUCCUGCGUCACUACCCCACCGAAGAGGAGGAACAGGCUUUAGAACUGCUCUCCGAGAUGGAGGACAGCAGCGAGACCUUCCCAGCUGACUACGACAUAGCCAACCAGUUCCAGCCCCCGCCCGCGUACACGCCUUGA